AUGGCAAUAUGUAAAAGUAAAUAUAAAAAUUUGGGUACAGAAGAUGAUAAAUUGUUAUUCAAAACCUGUACUCAUUCCAUUGAAUAUUUUCAUACUUAUUUUAGAGAAUUAAAAGAUCAUUUAUUAACAUAUAACAAAUAUGAAGAGUUAUACAACUACUGUUGCAACAAUUUAACAAAUAUAAAAAAUACACCGAUGUCCAGAAUGACAACAUUAAAACUAAUAAAUAUAACAUUAACACAAAAACCAAAAAACAUAAAUUACUUAAUUAAUAAAAGAAUAGUUAUAUAUGUAUAUAAACUUUUAAAAAGAGACAAAGAAGGAGUUAAUAAAAAAUAUAUUUCUUAUUUUGGUAAUAUAACAAAUGAGGAACGAAAUUUAUUAGUUACAGAAUCAAAACGUUUUUUUCGAGUUAUUAAAAACAUAAAUUUAACAAAAAAUUCGAAAGAACAAAAAUUUAUUAAAAAUAUAAUAAAAAAAAUAGAAAAUAAAAAUAUUGUAAUACCUGAAAAAUAUGGAACUUUUAACAGCUUAUUACUAUACGAUUUUGAUAAUUACAAAAAAGAGAUAUACGAUCUUUUAGAAAAUGAUUAUGAAAAUCAUCAUAAGAUAGAUCAUAUAUAUUCUAAUUAUAUCAAGUUAUUAGAUGAAGUAAAAAAAAAGACAAGAGAAUUUUUAGAUAAUGGAGAAUAUGAACUAUAUUGCGAUUUUAUUAGAGAAAUGCAAGACGAAGAAGAGAUAAGCAUUAGAUAUGAAUCAUACUUACUUUGUUACCAAAAUAAGAUAGAUGAGAAAAAAGAACUUAAAGAGAUAAAUCAAGAUAAUAUAUUAUUAGAAGAAGAAAUACAAAAAAAUUUAAAAAAUAAAUCUGUAAUGAAUACAAAUUCUUUUGAAAAAAUUGAUAAAAUAAGUACAAGCAAUUCAAAUUUGAAAAAUAAAGGAUUCUUUAGUUCUUCUUCAGUCAAUUUAACUAAAAAGAAUAACAAAGAUGAAAAUAUGUUCAAUUCAUUACAACCUAAUUUCUCUAAUAACUUCACAGAAUUUGAAAUAAAUUCAAAUGAUAAAAAUGUUUAUUUUAACAAUUCCUUGAAUAAAGAAAAUGAAAAGUAUAAGAAGAUUCUUAUAGAAGAAAAAAAUAAAAAAGAAAGAGGAGAAACGUAUUGUAAAGAUAUAACGAAUAAUAAUUUUGUAGAAGAUGGAAGGGAAUAUCAAAUUUCAGGAGAGAGAAAAAAGGAGGAUAUAAAUUACACACGAAUAAAAAGGGAUAACCAAGAAAUAAAUUUAAUAGAAGAAGAAGAAAAAGGAGAGGAAAAAAAAAGAGAAGAAGAAGUAGAAAAAGAAAAAGAAAAAAAUAAAAAUAAAAAUGAAGAGAAAAAGGAAGAAGAUAAAGAGGGAGAAAUAGAUUUUACUAAAGAAGAUGAAGAAAAAAAUGAACAAAAAAUAUAUUUAACAGAACAGAUAGAACAAGAAAGUUUAAUCCAUAAUGAAAAUAAAAUUAAAAAAAAAGAAAUUAAGAAAGACAUUGUUGAAGAUAUUGACAUAAAAAACGAAACUAAAACAAAAAUUAUAUCAAAUAAUAAUAGUGAAUAUGAUGAAGAACAUAAUAAAUUGGAAAAUAAUUAUUGUAAAGAAAAAGAAAAAAAAAAAAGUUUUUUUAAUGAAAACAAAAUUAUUUUAGAUUUUAUAAAUAAAGUAUAUAUCAAUGAUAAGGAGGAAAAUAAAACAUAUCAAUCAGAUAAUAAAAAUUGCUAUAAAUAUAGAAAAUGCCUAAUAAAAAAUAAGGAAGGAGAUACAUCCUAUAGUAAUAGUUUUGAUACUAUUGGAAAUGAAAUAAUAAACGAAUUCAAUUCUCUGCUAAACAAAGGAAAAAAGGAAUAUGAUAAUGUAAAUUCUUAUAAAAAUAUUGAAUUUAAAAAUACAAUUAAUAGGGGUAAUAGUCUUAUAUGGAAUAAUCUAAUUAGAAAAAGUAAUUUUUAUAGAUUAAAGGAAGAUUUUAUAAAUUAUAAUAAAUUUUUAAUGGAGAAAGAAAAAGAAACAAAAAUAAAAACUCUUGGAGAUUUAUUAGGAAUGAAUAAAUACAUUUAUUUAAAAAAAAAAAAACAUAAAAAAAAUACAAAUGAAAUGAUGAAUCUAAGUGACUUAAAUAAUCUUAUUAAAAAAUGUACAAAACAUAUUAAUGUAGAAAAAACAUUAGGAAAUUAUGGAGAACCUGAAAUUAAAUCUUGCAAUAUAAAUACGGAAUUUAAAAUGAAAGAAAAUACAGAAAAAAAUAAAGAAGAUAAAAAAAUAAUGACAGAAUUGAAGAAUGAAGAUACUUCUACAACUUUUUUUAACAAAUACUUUACUAUAUAUGACAAUAUACGCAAUAUACAGAAAACUAUUUUAAAAGAUAAUUCCUUACUGUAUAAUGACAAUAAUAUAGAGGUACAUCUAGAACAACAUUAUUUUGGUGAUAAAGGUCUGAUAAAAUUUUAUUUGAAAAACAAAAAAUUAGUUAAUUUUUACGAUGUCGACAUACAAAUUUCUAAUAAAAUGUUAUUCCCUUUAAAAUUUAAAUUUCUUAAUUACGAAAAAAUGUUAUGUUUUAACACAACAAAUUGCUAUGAAAUAGCAGUAAAGUGCUUACAUAUAUACAAAGGAUUUCCAUUAAUAAAAAUUUCCUUUAGAAUGCAAGAUAUGUUUAAAAAAAGUAUUGAUUUAAGAUUUCCUAUAUCAAUCAACAAAUUUAUGAAGAAAAUGAAAAUUACAAAAGAUGUUUUUAAUAAGUUUUGGGAUAAUGAAAAAUUUAAUCUAUAUAAAAAAGAGAAAAUUAUUUUUAAGAAAGAUAUUAUAGACAAGGAAUUCAUUGUUAAAAAUUUUUGUUUGAAUGAUGCAUUAGGUGUAUGUUAUAUUGAAGAUAAAAUUUAUUUUUGUGGUUGCUAUUCUCAGAAUUCAGAUAUAAUGGAAAAUUAUUUUGUUCUAGUAGCAGUAGAAGAAUUAAAAAAAAAAAAAUUAAAGAUUACAUGUAAAUCAAAUAAUCCUACAUUAUCAUCAGCUAUUUUAUUUUUGAUGAUAUUAUUAUAUAGGAAUCAUGAAAAAAAAUAA
Plasmodium gallinaceum is the source of this 3084-nucleotide messenger RNA. Its product is annotated as conserved Plasmodium protein, unknown function. The record is from RefSeq and is a predicted model, not a curated record. Lineage: Eukaryota; Apicomplexa; Aconoidasida; Haemosporida; Plasmodiidae. Bases 1 to 3084 code for a protein of 1027 amino acids. The transcript is spliced from 10 exons.